Molecule: messenger RNA, 1317 nt
Organism: Scedosporium apiospermum
Lineage: Eukaryota; Fungi; Ascomycota; Sordariomycetes; Microascales; Microascaceae
Product: SWIM zinc finger protein
Exons: 2
Coding region: 1-1317 (438 amino acids)
Source: RefSeq, a predicted model, not a curated record
AUGCCGUCCACUCCCACCCGCGAGCUUAGCCAACUCUCUCUCGGAAGUAGUAUGCCGCCGUCUGCUCGCUACCGCAGCCAUGCUUCCUCUCGAGGUCAGCCAAAGGAAGAAGUGUCGAGUUCAGAAGACGAGAGCGACUCCGGAGGCUCCAUGUCAGAUGACGACAGCGACAGCGAAGGAAACUCCCCCGUGGUUCGCUCCCCAACUAGGCUCACUUACAGGAUCGGCGGACUACAACCUGAAGUCCAGAGCGCUGUCCGCGAUGCCUUCGAAGAUCCACCAAAGAUAACCCUCCAGUACUGUCGUUUAAAGGACGACGUUUAUGCCUUCCAGAUGACUGAGCUGACCCUCUACAACCACGACUCCGACACACCCCUGACCCUCACACCUGCCGGGUACCCGGCCGAGAUUGGCCACCCGUUUAACGACAUUUCCAACUUCCACCUCGACCUCCUCGCCGAAAGCCUCCACUGCGAAGUCGUCGACGACACGGACUCGGACGACGAAGACGACCUAAACGACUACCGCGUCCUCGAGGCCCGAGAACUUCUCGCCUCCAUCGCCGCCGUGCCCCCAGAAAAGUUCCGCCCAGACAUCUUCUCCAACCCCCGCCGAGGCAAGAAGCCCCUCAAGCGAGGCGACCUAGAACGCACGCUCUUCCGCAUACUCCUCGAUAACAACGAGCUCUUUAACUACCUCCUCUCCCUCACCCGCUCCACCGACCCUAUCAAAGACCCCUUUCGCAAGCUCUCCCAGCGCGUAACCCGCGUCCUUGCCGAGCUAGACGAGUACUGCGAGAACCCGUCCUCUCCACAGUUCGCGUCUUCCGGCUCCGAAACCCCUUGUAACGUGGGCUGGGCUGCCCACCAUAUCCUGGGCAUCGUCUCCGCCAUCCGCGCGGCGAUUUUCCCUCCCCAUACUUCCUCCCCUGCCCAGCGCGUCGCUGCCGCCCGAGCCCUCGUCCGCAUCCUCUCCAACGUCUCGGAUCGGAAUCGCGAUGUCCACCCGGGCGCCAACCCCUCGGAUCGGAACCUGUACGCUCGCCUCAUCGGCACUCAAGACGAUGGCUUCAUCAUCUCGAUUCUUGCCCAUCUGCCCGAAGCCGCCUCCCAGUUCCUCCACAACCUGGAAGUGGUCCAGGAUCGCCUGGGCGUCCAUGGAGCUCCGCCAUCGUACAUCAAGAAGUUCAAUGAUCUUAUUACUACACUCAGGGGCUUUCCGCAGCCGGGGAGCAGCCGGUCCUCUCCAGGUGGCGCUGGCUCCAAGAGACACAGUCAGGGUCCAGGCUCGAGUCGAGAUACUAAGAGGGCCAAGUGA